Molecule: messenger RNA, 1419 nt
Organism: Aspergillus candidus
Lineage: Eukaryota; Fungi; Ascomycota; Eurotiomycetes; Eurotiales; Aspergillaceae
Exons: 2
Coding region: 1-1419 (472 amino acids)
Source: RefSeq, a predicted model, not a curated record
AUGGCCUCUCCGUCCGCAGAGCUGGAGAACUCUCCAAACCCUCGCACCCGCGAGGAGAAUCAAGAACGAGCUUUCAUCGCCGCCUCCAGACGUAAAGACCGCAGCUUAGAUGCCCGGUUGGAAUCCGCCAACCGAGCAUCCGUCCUGCACAAGCAGCGCACGGGCAAGUCUCUCAACAUCAACCGGGACAUCGUGGAGCGCGAGGCCAUGUACGAAGAAGUCGACGAGCGCUACCAGGAGAAACUCCAAAACAUCAUCAACAACCAGCGCUACCAGCUCGUGCAGGACGAGUUCCGCAACAACCUCUACAACGCCUUUGCCCUGCGCAAUGCCACCGCAGGGGGUCUGCAACACCGCCGCGCCGCGAGCCACACCCCACGCGGAUCCAUCAACGGCAUCCACAAGAUGAGUCUAGACCUGUCUCAUCUCCGCUCCUCCAUCUCAGAGGGCAUGCAAUCCCACCACACCCCCAUCGACAGUCCCAUCGGCACGGCCGGGCCCGCCUCGGCCAGUAACUACGUCCUCUCCCCCACCUACAGCGGCUCCACCCACCCUCACCACCACCACCACCCUCACCAGCAAUCGCCGUCGUAUCCCGCCUACAUGGGUCCCGCCAUCACGCCGUCCACGCCCGCCUGGCCCCAGAACAACCCAUGGCCAGCAGGGUUCCCGACCCAACACACGCCCACGCCGUUCGACCCGGCCAACAUGGCCGUCGCCACAGACAUGGCCAUGGGCACCGGCGCCGGCCUGCCGGUAACCACCCGCCAGUAUCGCGACCGCAUGGCCUCCGCCCCUGUGAUCCCCGUGCACAGCCUCCCAACCGGCACGCCGGCACGCAGCGCCAGCAACGCCCAGCACACGCGCGUGCGCUCGGAACCCACCAACGCCGCCGCGGCCGCAGCCCACCACCAACAGAUGCAGCAGCAGCAGUACCACCAGAUGCAGCUGAGUCUCGCCCUGGGCCGCUCCCCUCACAUCGACAUGGACAUGGACGCCGCCACGGCCCCGAGCAGCAUGAGCACCACCGAGCCCAUCCCCACGCCGGACCUGUGCCCUACCCCGAGUACGCCCCACAGCCCGACUACAACCACGGCGGCGGCGGCGGCGUCCGCCUACCACGACGACGCCAGCGCGGGCGCCAUGUUCAGCUCUGCCCUCAACAUGCUCAACAAGGAAGACGACAGCGGCGGCGGCGGCGGCGGCGGCGGCGGCGGCGGUGGUCACCCCGGCACGGCCACGAACAACGGAGUGUCAUUCUCCAACGACCUGUUCGACGCCGACUACGCGGAGUUCAGUCAGUUUGCGUUCGCUCUCGGCGGGGACGAAGUCAGUGGCAUGAUUCCCGAGGCUGGGGCGGGGCCGGAGUGGAAGUUUGAUGAGUUGGUUGCGUUGGAUGAGUAUCCUGUUUCUGCUUAA